Salarias fasciatus (jewelled blenny) is the source of this 2646-nucleotide messenger RNA. RefSeq names its product NACHT, LRR and PYD domains-containing protein 12-like. NCBI's taxonomy places the organism in Eukaryota, Metazoa, Chordata, Actinopteri, Blenniiformes, Blenniidae. The record is from RefSeq and is a predicted model, not a curated record. Gene Ontology annotation, molecular function: protein binding. The annotation marks the transcript as partial. The transcript has 6 exons.
CAGCAGCUUCUAGAAGAACAUAAGAAGAGUCUGAGGAGGAGAUGUGAACGUGUGACUGAAGGAAGUGAUGAAGCAGGAGGAGGAAGCCUCCUCAACAGGAUCUACACUGAGCUCCACAUCACAGAGGAACACAGUGAGGAGCUUCAGAGGGAACCUGAGCUGAAGCAGCUGGAGACAGCUUCCAGGAAGGAGAGCCUCCAUCACACUGCCAUCAGGGCUCAGGACAUCUUCAAAGCCUCGGCCCAGCAGCUCAGACACAUCCGAGUGGUUGUGACCAGCGGCGUGGCCGGCAGCGGAAAAACCUUCUCGGUGCACAAGUUCAUUCUGGACUGGGCCGAGGGCCUGGAGAACCAGAAUGUCAGUGUGCUGGUUGUUCUCUCCUUCAGGGAGCUGAACCUGAUCAGAGAGCGGCCGUACAGUCUUCUCACGCUGCUCCAUGUUUUCCAUCCGGCGCUCCAGAAGGUGACGGCAGAGGAGCUGGCUGUCUGCAAGCUGCUGUUCAUCUUUGACGGCCUGGAUGAAAGCAGACUUUCUCUGGACUUCAGCAGCAAACAGCGGCUGGUUGACGUCUCCCAGCAGUCUUCAGUCAGCCUGCUGCUCACUAACCUCAUCCGGGGGGAUCUGCUGCCCUCGGCUCGGGUCUGGAUCACUUCCAGACCUGCAGCAACCAAUCAGAUCCCUCCAUCAUGUGUGGACAGACUGACAGAAGUGCGAGGCUUCACUGACGCCCAGAAGGAGGAGUACUUCAGGAGGAGGCUGAGUGAUGAGGAGCUGUGCAGCAGAAUCAUCUCCCACAUCCAGACCUCCAGGAGCCUCCACAUCAUGUGUGGAAUCCCAGUCUUCUGCUGGGUCACUGCUACAGUUCUGGAGCACAUGUUAAGCAGCAAGCAGAGAGGAGAGCUGCCCCAGACCCUGACUGACAUGUACUCCCACUUUGUGCUGGUUCAGACACACAGGAAGAAGCUCAAGUACCAUGAAGGACCUGAGACGGGUCCACAGGAGCUGACGGAGGCUGACAAGAAGCUUCUUCUGAAGCUGGGCAGGAUGGCCCUUGAACAUCUGGAGAAAGGAAACAUCCUGUUCUACCAAGAAGACCUGGAGCAGUGUGGUCUGGAUGUGACUGAGGCCUCGCUGUACUCUGGAAUCUGUACUCAGAUCUUUAAAAGAGAGUCUGUGAUCUUCCAGAAAGCCGUCUACAGCUUCGUCCACCUGAGUGUUCAUGAGUUUUUGGCUGCAGUCUUCAUGUUCCACUGUUUCACCAACAGGAAGACAGACGGACUGAAGACCUUCUUCAGAGAGGACUGGGAACCAAAGCCUUUUUCUGGAAAAGUGUUCAAGUUCUUUGGAUUUGAUGAUGCUCUCUCAUCUCUGGAUGAGUUCCUGAAGAAAGUCCUGCAGAAAUCCCUCAGAAGUCAGAACGGCCACCUGGACAUGUUUGUCCGCUUCCUUCAUGGCCUCUCUCUGAAAUCCAACCAGAGACUCUUAGAAGGUCUGCUGGGUCGGACAGAGAUCAGUCCAGAAACCAUCCAGAGAGUCAUCCAGAACCUGAAGGAGAUCAACAAUGAUAAAAUGUCUCCUGACAGAAGCAUCAACAUCUUCCACUGUCUGAUGGAGAUGAAGGACCUCUCAGUACAUCAGGAGAUCCAGAAGUUCCUGAAGUCAGAGAACAGAUCAGAGAAACUCUCUGAGAUCCACUGCUCAGCUCUGGCCUACAUGCUGCAGAUGUCAGACCAGGUCCUGGAGGAGCUGGACUUGCUGAAGUACUACACGUCAGAGGAGGGACGACGGAGACUGAUCCCAGCUGUGAGGAACUGCAGGAAGGCUAAACUUUCUGACUGUGGACUCUCUGAUUCUCACUGUGAAGUGAUCUCCUCAGCUCUGAAGUCUGACCCCUCCCAUCUGAAACAUCUGGACCUGAGUCGCAACAAGCUGCAGAAUUCAUCAGUGAAGAUUCUGUGUUCUGGACUGGAGAGUCCAAACUGUAACCUGGAGACUCUGAGUUUGAGGAACUGCAGCUUGUCAGAGAUCAGCUGUUCUUCUCUGGCCUCAGCUCUGAAGUCCAACCCCUCCGCCCUGAAACAUCUGAAACAUCUGGACCUGAGUAGGAACCAGCUGCAGGAUUCAGGAGUUGAGCAGCUGUGUGGUUUUCUGGAGAGUCCACUCUGCAGUCUGGAGUAUCUGUGGUUGUGGAACUGUAAGAUGUCAACGAUCAGCUGUUCUUCUCUGGUCUUAGCUCUGAACUCUAACCCCUCUCUACCGAAACAUCUGAAAUAUCUGGACCUGAGUUGGAAUGAUCUGCAGGAUUCAGGAGUUGAGCAGCUGUGUGGUUUUCUGGAGAGUCCACUCUGUAGUCUGGAGGAUCUGAGGUUGAAGGGCUGCAGUUUGUCAAAGAUCAGCUGUUCUUCUCUGGCCUCAGCUCUGAAGUCCUACCCCUCCCUCCUGAAACAUCUGAAACAUCUGGACCUGAGUGAGAACCAGCUGCAGGAUUCAGGAGUUGAGCAGCUGUGUGGUUUUCUGGAGAGUCCACUCUGCAGUCUGGAGAUUCUGUGGCAAAGAGAUCCAGCCUUGCCUCAUUUAACACAACUGGCUGCACUGGAUCUGUCUAAGGACAACAAAGUUCUCCAGUUUCUGCUGGUCAUAAUCUGA